Molecule: messenger RNA, 1842 nt
Organism: Spirodela intermedia
Lineage: Eukaryota; Viridiplantae; Streptophyta; Magnoliopsida; Alismatales; Araceae
Source: the annotation of a GenBank genome assembly
AUGGCGGCGACCGGAGCAGCGGCGGCGGCAGAGGAGCUGAUGGUGGCGGCAAUGCUGGUGCUGGGGAUGGCAAUGGCGCCGUCGGCGGUGGUGUGCGGGGAAGAUGGGGUGCGAUGCCUCCGCGGGGUGAAGGAUGCCCUGGGAGAUUCGCAGGGCAGGCUGAGCUCUACCUGGCACUUUGGUAACAGCAGCGUCGCCUUCAUCUGCUCCUUCGUCGGCGUCUCCUGUUGGAACUUCCAGGAGAACCGGGUGUUGGAGCUCAGGCUGCAGUCGAUGGGGCUUGCCGGCGAGAUCCCUUCGGCGCUGCAGUACUGCACCUCCACCACCACCCUCGACCUCUCAGGGAACGCCCUCUCGGGCCCCAUCCCCCCGGGGCUCUGCAAGUGGUUGCCCUACCUCGUCCACCUCGAUCUGUCCGGCAACGAGCUCUCCGGCGCGAUUCCUCCCGACCUCGUCGACUGCAACUUCCUCAACACGCUCAUCCUCUCCGGCAACCGCCUCUCCGGCUCCAUCCCCUCCCAGUUCUCCCGCCUACCCCGCCUCAAGAGGUUCGCUGUUUCCAGGAACAGCCUCUCCGGCCCCAUCCCCCAGGGUUUUGCGGCCUUCAAUCCCGCUGACUUCGAGGGGAACUCGGGGCUCUGCGGCCGUCCGCUGGGCUCCAGGUGCGGCGGCGGUCUCAGCCGGAGGAGCCUCAUCAUCAUCAUCGCCGCCGGCGCCUUCGCCGCCGCAUCUUCGGCCCUCCUGGCAUUCGGGAUCUGGCGCAGGUGGGUCGUCCAUCCUGCCCAGAGAAGAAGGGGCGCCGCCAAGGAGGAACAGUGUUCGUGGGUGGAGCGGCUCAAGUACCACCGACUCGCGCAGGUCUCUCUCUUCCAGAAGCCCAUCGUGAAGCUCAAGAUCGCCGAUCUGAUGGCCGCGACCAACGAGUUCAACCCCGGGAACAUCAUCUCCGUCUCGGCCAGGGCCGGGACUUCCUACAGGGCCGUCCUCUGCGACGGCUCCGCCCUCUCCGUCAAGCGGCUGCACGCCUGCACGCUCUCUGAGAAGCAGUUCCGCAGCGAGAUUGGCCAUCUCGGGCAGCUCCGACACCCCAACCUCGUCCCCCUUCUGGGUUACUGCGUCGUGGAGAAUGAGCGGCUCCUGGUUUACAAGCACAUACCGAACGGGUCUCUGUUCACUCGGCUACACUCUGUGACUGCGCCGCUGGACUGGCCUGCGAGGCUCAAGAUCGGGAUAGGCGCUGCAAGAGGGUUGGCCUGGCUGCACCACGGCAUCCACCCGCCAUUGAUCCACCAGAGCUUGAGCACCAGGGUCAUUCUUCUCAACGAGGACAACGAGCCCCGGAUCACAGACUUCGGGCUGGCGGCGCUCGCCGGCAGGGCCGGAGACAGCGCGAGCACCAGUCCCUUCGUCAAUGGGGACCUUAGUGACAUCGGGUAUCUAGCACCGGAGUACUCGACCAUCACGGUGCCGUCUCUGAAAGGGGACGUCUAUGGGUUUGGCGUGAUUCUGCUGGAGCUGGUGACCGGGCAGAAACCCCUCGAGGUGGUGGGCAAUGCAGGUGAAAUUUUCAAGGGGAAUGUGGUGGACUGGGUUAAUCAGUUCUCCAUUGCUGGCCAGAUGAGUGACGCCGUUGAUCAAUCCAUCCGAGGAACGGGGGACGACGGUGAGAUCUUGCAGGUCCUGAAGAUUGCUCGCAGGUGUGUGGCGUCCAGGCCAAAGGAGAGGAUCCCUAUGCACCAGGUUUACCAGUCCCUGAAAGUCAUCGGAGAGACCCACGAAUUUUCUGAGCAGUUCGACGACUUUCCACUGAUUUACGGGAAAGAUGAUCCAGAAGCUCAGUAG